This is a messenger RNA of Boleophthalmus pectinirostris (great blue-spotted mudskipper), 741 nucleotides long. It is a transcript of the gene rpl18, whose product is annotated as ribosomal protein L18. The record is from RefSeq and is a predicted model, not a curated record. Gene Ontology annotation, cellular component: ribosome; cytosolic large ribosomal subunit. The coding region runs from base 122 to 688 and encodes 188 amino acids. Gene Ontology annotation, biological process: translation. Gene Ontology annotation, molecular function: structural constituent of ribosome; RNA binding. Lineage: Eukaryota; Metazoa; Chordata; Actinopteri; Gobiiformes; Gobiidae. The transcript is spliced from 7 exons.
GCUGUCCCAAAGACGCACAGAAAGCCUCGCGCGCACUGUCCAAUCAGAGCCGCGAGAUUUCAGGCCAGUGUUUAUCGCGAGAUCUCGGCUCUUCCUUUUCCCUUUUCGCUCUGAGUCCAAGAUGGGAGUCGACAUCAGACACAACAAGGACCGUAAGGUGCACAGGAAGGAGCCCAAGAGCCAGGAUAUUUAUCUGCGGCUCCUGGUUAAGUUGUACAGGUUCCUGGCCCGCCGCUCAAAUGCUCCCUUCAACAAGGUUGUCCUGAAGAGGCUCUUCAUGAGCAGGACAAACAGGCCACCCAUCUCCAUCUCCCGCCUGAUCCGCAAGAUGAAGCUGGAUGGGCGUGAAAACAGAAUUGCUGUUGUUGUGGGAACAGUAACUGAUGAUGUCAGGAUUCAGGACAUCCCCAAACUUAAGAUCUGCGCUCUAAGAGUAACUGACGGAGCUCGCCGCAGGAUCCUGAAGGCCGGUGGUCAGAUCAUGACAUUCGACCAGCUCGCUCUGGCUUCUCCCAAAGGACAGGGCACCGUGCUGCUGUCAGGACCCCGCAAAGGCAGGGAGGUGUACAGGCACUUCGGCAAAGCCCCUGGAACUCCUCACAGCCACACAAAGCCCUAUGUGCUCUCCAAGGGCAGGAAGUUCGAGAGGGCUCGUGGUCGCAGAGCCAGCCGUGCUUACAAGAACUAGUCUCGUCUUUGUUUUUCAUGCAAUCCCAAAUAAAAGAUUGGCUGGCUGUACAA